Messenger RNA from [Torrubiella] hemipterigena, 3561 nucleotides. Lineage: Eukaryota; Fungi; Ascomycota; Sordariomycetes; Hypocreales; Clavicipitaceae. The record is from the annotation of a GenBank genome assembly.
AUGGUUUCGCUAGAAGAGACAAGAGAGAACAUCGCCAGGGUCAAGGAAGAACUGACCAUUCAACGAGUUAUAUUGCGGUCCCUGGACGAUUCAGGCGUCACUGAUGAGAAUGUGAGGCAACGAGUUCAGCAAGAAAUCACAGCACUCAAGGAGCAGCUGAGAGAUUUAAUGAUUUGUGAGCGCCAUCAUGUGGAAUAUAAUUCACGUGUAGGCAGCCAAACUUCAAAUACCAUGAGUGCUGGCACGAGCAACUCAGCAUCAUCAUCCUUUCAUACAGACGCAGGAUCAUCCAUGAGUAGCAACUCGACAAAUACGGGUGGCGGCGGCGUCGCUCGCUUUAAACGAGAAUUAACGUCGCCGUCAGGUUCUGGGCGAAACAAGUCGAGGCGCUCGUCGCCUAUGACAGCGCCGCCACCAGUGUUGCCAUCUCAAGUUCUCGCUAACCAGCCUAUUGAAAUCAUCGACCUUACGGGCGACGAUAUUCAACUAGAUGCUAGUUUAGUGGCCGAUCAGAUCCGCCGUGAAAGGCAACACACACAAUCAGUUGAAGACCGACGAUUUGCGGAACAACUGAGCCAGGAGUCUAGCCUUUACCAGCCUUCAUCCUCACAAAUCGAUCCGAAUGAAUCGUUUGGUGCUCUGGCGAGAAUCAUGGAGACACAGCGAGCAAAUGCCCCGCGACCCCCACGACCUUCGCCGCUGGAAGUAGAGUACCCAGGUUAUGAGUCCAUCUCUAGUGGAGAGUCCUCGCCUUCACCGUCGCCAAUCGAAAUGACAUCGCAAAUGCCCGGUGCGUGGGAUGCAAUGCCAGGGUCUAGUCGACAACGGCCCAUCAACCUGAGCCAACCACAGUCAGUUAGAUCACUAACGAAUGCAUCGAAUGGAACUAUUGCCUAUCGUAUGCCUGGUACUUCUGGACCCGUUAUCUGGUGGCCGGCUAAUGCCCAGCCACCGCCUGGGUUCCUGCCAGUAAAUCCGGCCUCUAGCCAGAUGCCUAUACGCGCAAAUAGGACUGUGCCCUCGCAGGGCCCCGGAGGCGCUCUAGGAAAUAUUAUCAAUAGGACGAGCAUGUUUGGAUAUGGCGCGAUGGGCGAUAUGAUGAGCUCAAUGGGCGGCCGACUCGGAAGCUUCUUUGAGUCUAUACAAGAUGAGAGAGUAUCUGAUGAGGAACUUGCAGAACUGCUCAAGAAUGUUCAGCCGGAUGUUCAUAUUCCUGAGGACCUCAGAGGAAAAACGAAACCCGAAGGUCUGAAGAACGACCUUUAUCACCAUCAGGAGCUUGCUCUAAUUUGGAUGAAGAAGAUGGAAGAUGGAACUAACAAGGGUGGAAUCCUUGCCGACGACAUGGGCCUCGGCAAAACCAUCUCGACAUUGUCGUUGAUCCUCGACAGGAAAGCCACAUCUCGACCUAAGACAAACUUGAUUAUUGGGCCGCUAUCGUUGAUUCGACAAUGGGAAGAGGAAAUCAAGUCGAAAACAAAAGCAUCGCAUAGCUUGUCGGUCUUUGUAUAUCACAACAAAAAAGCUACGUCGGAUGACCUGCUUCAGUAUGAUGUUGUUCUUACCACGUACGGUACCAUUGCCCAAGAAUUCAAGCGUCUUGAGACCUACCAGAGGGACAAUGCCGACAGGCAAAUCGACUACAAUGACCGCGCUGUUGGAAUCAAAUUUCCAUUGCUGAAUCCCGAAAAGGCCAUUUUCCACCGCAUCAUUCUGGACGAAGCACAAUGCAUCAAGAACAAAUUGACACAAACAUCGAAAGCGUGCCAUGCGUUGAGAGCUACUUAUCGAUGGUGUUUGACUGGAACACCAAUGAUGAAUGGAGUCCUCGAGCUUUACCCAUUGCUCAGAUUUCUACGCAUCAAACCGUACCAUCAGUGGGAGAAGUUUCGACACUCGUUCGGAGUUCUCUUUGGUAAACAAGGUGACCCAAAGCACAAGGCCAUGGAUGGCUUGCGUGCGUUGCUGAAAGCCGUGAUGCUGCGACGGAAAAAGGAUUCUCUGUUGGAUGGUAAGCCCAUUUUGCGACUUCCACCGAAGACAGAGGAGGUCGUAUAUGCCGAAUUGUCGGAAGAUGAGCGUGGCUUUUACAAGCAGCUCGAAAUGAAGUCCCAGGUUCUGUUCAGCAAGUAUCUUCGAGAGGGCACUGUUGGCAAAAACUACUCCAGUAUUCUUGUGCUUUUGCUGCGGCUGCGCCAAGCGUGCUGCCAUCCCCAUCUCAAUCUUGAUGUGGAUGAUGUUAGUCCAUACACUGAUGAAGACAUGGUUGAGCUUGUCAAGAAGUUGGACCCCACCAUUGUAAGACGAAUAAAGGAGAUGGAGGCCUUUGAGUGUCCUAUAUGCUAUGAUGCUGUUCAAUCGCCAACUUUUUUUAUUCCCUGCGGCCACGACAGCUGUAAGCAAUGUUUGAGCAGGAUUGCAGACAACGCUGCUACGCAGAAUCUCCAGGAGGGCACUGAAAGCUCUCAGGCAAAGUGUCCGGUUUGUCGUGGACCGUUUGACCCACGCAAGUGCUUUACGUAUGAGGCUUUCCAGGAAGUUCAUAUGCCUGAAGCUCUGGAUCAGGAGGACAACAAUGAUGAGGACGAUAGCGACGAUGAAGACGAUAGUAGUGGCGAUGAAAUCGGCGACAGCGAGGAUGAGCCGGACGAACCAAUUGUGAAAGAUGAAGUCGACAAGAAAGGCAACCUGAAGGGUUUCAUUGACGACGGAUUCUUUGACGAUGACUCCGACGAAGAUAUAAAGCCUGAUAAAGAUGCUGAAUCCGCUGAUGCAAAGGUGGAGGAGACUGAGGAUUCGAAACUGCCCAAAGAAGAGCUUGAAGAGAAGCCCAUGCCAGAACCCAAGCCAAAGAAGAAGUCUAAAGGCAAGGGCAAAGCCAAAGCUAAGGUCAAGAAAAACGGCAAGGGUAAAGAGAAGGCGAAGACUAGUGACGUUAAGCCAUCUACGCUCAAGCAGCUCCGUAAGGAUGCAGCAAAGAAUAAGGAUUCCUACCGCAAAUACAUGGCAUAUCUCCGUGAGACUUGGAUGCCUGCUGCAAAGAUUGAUGAGUGCAUGAAGUUGCUUCACGAAUCCGACGCAGAAGGCGAAAAGACCAUCAUCUUCUCGCAGUGGACACUACUCCUUGACCUCAUCGAUGUCGCUAUGUACCACGAAGACUUCUCCCACCGGCCGCGCCGCUAUGAUGGAAGCAUGUCUGGCGAGCUACGUGCCCAGGCUGCGAAGGAUUUCCGAGAGAAGAGCGAUGUCCGUGUUAUGUUGGUUUCCCUGCGUGCUGGUAACGCAGGACUCAACCUCACCAGUGCCACUCGUGUUAUCAUCAUGGAUCCAUUCUGGAACCCGUACAUUGAAAUGCAAGCUGUGGAUCGCGCCUAUCGCAUUGGCCAAACUAAGGAGGUCAAGGUGUACCGAAUUCUCACAAAGGAUACUGUGGAAGAUCGAAUCGUGGCACUGAAGGAGAAGAAACAAGAAGUUGUCGAAGCGGCACUAGAUGAAAAGGAGAGCGCCAAGAUUGGCAGGCUGAAUGCCAACGAACUCAGGUUCUUAUUCACUGGCAAUUAA